Durusdinium trenchii is the source of this 629-nucleotide messenger RNA. The record is from the annotation of a GenBank genome assembly. NCBI's taxonomy places the organism in Eukaryota, Dinophyceae, Suessiales, Symbiodiniaceae.
GUAACUCCUACUUGGAUACGCGGAACAAUGUUUGCCAUGUUGGGCACUCGCACCCUAGAGUUGCCCGGGCCGUGGCUCAGCAAGUGGAACAACUGAACACCAACACCAGGUACCUGCACCCCAACUUGUGCCUCUUGGCAAAGCGCCUCACAGAAACCUUUCCCACCGGCAGUGGCCUAGAAGUGUGCUUCUUCGUGAAUUCAGGUUCCGAAGCCAAUGACCUGGCGACCCGGUUGGCCUUUGCGAGGAGCCGAAGCCGUAAUAUCAUUGUCGUGGACCAUGGGUAUCACGGACACACCCAGCAGACCAUUGAGAUCAGUCCCUACAAGUUUGACCAUAAAGGAGGUGAAGGAGCCAAGCCCAACAUCUUCAAAGUGCCAUGCCCAGACACUUUCCGAGGAGAAGAUGCCGGCGAGCGAUACGCAGCAGAUGUGGCAACCGGGCUUCUGAUGGUGACGAUGGGAAAGCCUUUUGGUAAUGGAAUGCCCCUGGCAGCGGUGGUUACCACAAAGGAGGUGUCGGACGCGUUCCACAAUGGCCUGGAGUACUUUAAUACCUUCGGCGGCAAUCCUGUUUGUUGUGCAGCGGGCUUGGCCGUCUUAGACACCUGUUUGCACACUCUCAUAUGA